Linepithema humile (Argentine ant) is the source of this 1780-nucleotide messenger RNA. The record is from RefSeq and is a predicted model, not a curated record. Lineage: Eukaryota; Metazoa; Arthropoda; Insecta; Hymenoptera; Formicidae.
CCACUCGUCUAACACUGCCAUGAAGCUGUCGCCCGGCCAUCACACGCUACCGCGUAAGAAGACUCUGCCGCUAGAUGCCGCCGGCAGGACGACGGCCAACUCGUCGUCCUCGAGCGUCAGCGCUCAGCAGCAGCAGCAGCAACAGCAGCAGCAGCAGCAGCAAUUCCAACGGGCCCAGCCAACGAGAAGAAGCUGCCUGUCGCCGAUGCAGUACCAUCAUCAUCAGCAGGAGCAGCAACAGCAACAGUCGCCGCAUCAUCACCAGCAUUGCCAGCAGGAGAGCUCGCUGCACUUCGAGUACUUUGUGCCGCGCAGCGUUAGCGAGUUCAACCUCGCGGCUGCCGUGACGGACAUUGCUGUGCCGCCGCCGCCUCCGACGUCCGUGCUCAAGCCAUCGUUGACGAUCACGCCGUCGGUCGCCGCCGCCGGCGUAAUCUCCACGACCAGCCAGACGCGGCUGCUGGACGGCGGCGGCUGCAACACGGGCACCAGGAGUCGCGAGAAGAUGGUGACGUUUGAGGACGAGGGGAUGAACUGCGGCGUCACCUCGACUCCCACUAGAAAAAACCUGUCCACCUUGGAUAACGUCUUUAUGUAAAAUGCGCGACUGUUGUCUGAAAGACUGUAUACUGCGUCAUUUAAGGCUAGAAGAACCUUGCCAAGAGCGAUGCCGAUUGCUCAUCGGUUGACUUUUAAGACUGAUGCGAUUGCACACAUCCUACGUAUCUUUCGAUUUAGAUAAAAUAUGGAAAGAAUAAAGAGAGAACAAAGUGAGACGAGAAGAUAAAAAAAUGUCAACGAUUUUUACAAGACUGCAAGCAUAUACCAAGAGUCGUGUGACACGCACCAAAUUAAUAAACGACAUGAAAACAAAUAAAGAAAUAUUCCAGGAAAGUGAGGAGGAUAAAAAUGAUUGAAGAUAAAAAUAUACGAAGGUUGUUGUAAAACGUACUCCAACAAGAAAUAUUAAGAAAUAUUUCAGGACCAGGCGGUAUCUCUAUCAAAAGUCGAAUUUAAUACGAAUUACCGGCACUAAUUACCUCUUAUUACUAAUAAUCAAUGACUUUUUUUUAUCGCAAAGAGGAGUGCCUAGUUUAAAUGAUAAUAAUAGCAUCCUAAAUAAUGCAACGUACGAAAGCGCUUAAAAGACGUUCUAAUUUUUCAGACUUUAAAUAUUCUUCAGACGUCUUUUAGGCACUUUUUUUCAAAUAUUUGCGUUGUUUCAAAUUAUUUUUAUGUCCAACAGAUUUUUUUUUUAUAAAGAAACGACAUAUUUCCAUUGCCAUUUUGCGAUGUCACGCGCAGAAGCUGCACAAAAGCGAGGAAUAAAAGACAAAAAUGCCAAAUAAAUAAUAGAAAAAGAUACACAGAUGGAAGACGAAAACGUUUUAAUACGACACUGAAGAGCUCUUUCGCGAUAACGAACGAAAACUACUCUUCGACUGAAUGUUGACUGUAUAUUUCGUAUUAUCGAUAAGCCGUAAUUAUCAUUAUUAUGCCCUUGCGCGCAGCGUAAGAUAUCUGUCGAGUAUCUGAAUUUCGUGUCCGAUGAGUCCGAUUAUGUAUUACGGAUGAAUAGUUGUAUGUAUAUUCGAAAAAUAUAUUGAACAUUCUAUCUGUACGAUCAUAUAUCAAAUAAAUAAAUAAGGUUACUGCAUGUACAAGUGUUGCAUUUAUCGUUCUUUCUACUUUCACCGCGUUUCAUAACGCGUCAGUUGUUUUAUACGUAAUCGUGACUAUCUCUCUAUUGCGCUAUUAUUUUGUACUGAUCCAUUUAUCG